Molecule: messenger RNA, 4113 nt
Organism: Physcomitrium patens
Lineage: Eukaryota; Viridiplantae; Streptophyta; Bryopsida; Funariales; Funariaceae
Product: serine/threonine-protein kinase STY8
Biological process (GO): protein phosphorylation
Molecular function (GO): ATP binding; protein serine/threonine kinase activity
Source: RefSeq, a predicted model, not a curated record
UUGUGAGAACGUGGUUGUUGGACGACAUCUACACUCCGGAAGUGGAGAGGGCGACGCGCAGGUGAUGGCGAGCACGUGGAGGCGCGAGGAUGAAACUACUUGAAACAGGCUGCGAAAUGGAGGCGCAUUGUGAUCAUAAAACAGCAUCGUAGCCUAUUGAAGACCAGGAGAAGUUGAAACGGAUGCCGCGGGCUUGAGUGAGGUCUUCUCCACUGGCCAGCGGAGGAGGCGGGAGAGUCGGGGCCCCUGCUCGUUAUCUUUUUGCUCGCAAAAGGCGAAGGCCAUCUGGUUCCUCGUCGAACUGCGACGCGAUCUAAAUCGCGUUUGGCCGGGCAAAUCGGCACUCCGUUCGUCCCUUUGUGAGUCCGCUCAUCUGCAGCGACUCAUGGGCGUGUGACGUCUCCUGCUAAUGAACCGCUUCUCCCACUCACACUCGUGGACACACCAGAACUUUGUGCACAGGAACUCUCAAUUUCCCUUUUGCUGGAACUCGAACAGUGGCAGUGGUAAAGUUAUUGUAGGAUUUUGAUGCAGACGGUGCGGUGCUGACUGUCGGCGGCAUUAGGGAAUAGGGCAUCAGGGGCGCGCGCUCGUGCGUUUGUGUGCGCAGUGGGUGAUCGCGCAGCUAAUUCAGUGGAUCCUGAAGUUUUCUUUGCCGCACGUAGUCGGUACCUUGAACGCGGGGCGUGAUCGGUAUUUACAUGUGAACCAUUACUGCGGCUGUUGUCUUCGCUAGUCGGAGUUUAACAUACGGGUGUGGUGCUAGACUAUUUUACAGAGUACGACGUUUUGUUGUUGCUGACCGAUGAAUUUUUGCAGUGACCGUCUCCUCCAUAUCUAGGCGUUACAUUCGGCGCUGAACUGAGGCUAGAGUGGUUCCUUUCCGACACCUGAACUGUGAACAGCUGCGGUGCUCCAAGUAAUAGGAGCCUUCCCCAUAACUUGAAGGCUUCAUUAGUUGUUGGAUUUCUUGCUUAUAUCUUCAUUCCCUUUCACUCAAGUCUAGUACCCAGUAUCUCAAUACUUGCAUAGUUUAGUGCCCUUUCCCGUCGGGGAAAUUUAAGUAGGAUCCCAUGGCACCACCUUAGGGUCUUCUAGGCAUUCACGUCUCCUCGAAUUCUCAAUGGUUGUCUAAGGAUACUCUAACAAUACUAGGAGUUUACUUACUACCCGUGACAUGGGAUCCUCAGUGUAGUUUAUGAAACUAGCAACUCAUUAACUGUACCGCCUGCAGCGUACAUAUGGAGGUCGUUACGCAAAUGCACCUACAUUGAGUGUUAGACUUUCUGGAAGGCGUUCAUUCACACAGCUGUCUCAAGGGACGCUGCCCGUCACUGUAGUCAGGAUUAUACACGGAUAUUCCCCUAUACUGUUCCAAGUCCUCGCAUGAUAUAAGACAAUGUGUGUGAAAUCUGGUUGUCUUCGUAGUAUGUCGUAAAUUGUGAAAAUAAUUGUUCUAACGAGCGAAAGUGUGAGAGUACCUAGUGCUGCGCAAGUUUACCAUCCUGGUCCAGAAGACGUAUGCUGGAAAGGGGAAGCGACUGAGGUUUUUGGUCGGAAGACUCGAAGUAUACACAAUAGGUACCGUAGUGGUACUCGAUUUGGUAGGAAAUGUCAGCAUGCUUAGUAAUGGAAAAAGAGUCGGGUCAUACACCGAGAAUGGAAAUGGAUUGCUGGAGGCAGUAGGGAGCAGCUAUUGUCAAGCGUUAAAGCCUUCUUCCCAAUCUUUCCAGCUCGUUGUGAAAGGCCUUGAACCGAAUGAAGAUUGUGACAGUGAAAGCCCCCUAUAUUCCGAGGGGUCCUCUCGAGGAUCCUUCGAAAGGAUGGAAGACCCUGCUUGGUUCAAUGAAAGUGGCAAGAGAAGUUUAUCACCCUCGUCCAUGAAAGCCCUAGAAGGCGUGGUCGGGCAAGUUCUUAAGAACGUACGAGCGGCUGGAUACGGAGAUGAAGUCUGCGCGAAGUUUCGAGACCAUUUUGCUCGUCUACCUUCUCGGUAUACCUUGAAUAUCGACCCACAGAGACACGAAGAUGUGUUGCUACAUAUGGAGUUGCUUGAUGAAGCGCAAGAAUUAGAAUUUGGCAACAGCUUUUACGCCGACACAGUUGUCGUUCCAUUAGUGUUUGUGAGAAAAGUCCAAUUGACGGGAUUCGGAACUUCUGCAGACGAUCUCUCACCUACGGACGGAGCUUUAGUACAUGUGAAAGGAGUCCAGAUUCCUAAACCAACAUUUGGUUCUACGUCAAACCUUCUGGGCCUAGGUAUUGGGAGCAGUCCAAAGGUUCAUCCCUCAGAGCCCCUCUUUUGCAGGUCUAGGUCAACUCCGCCACGGGGAACACCUCCUCGUCAUUCUUCUAUUGGAAACACGCCACCCAGUGUCCAUGGCUUACAGCAUACAAUACCUCGCCGGUCGUGGGGAAAUUUUAUAAACCCCUUGCACAUGGAAGAAGGAGUUGGUUAUACAAGUGACCAUGAUGAUCUAUCCCCGUCCUUUGGUUACGAAGUCACUAUUGCUACCACUGACAGGCCGGGACUUCUGAAAUACUUAACAUCGGCUCUUAGUGAUUCGCAUCUCCAGUUGAAUAUUAAGGAAGCUCAUGUGUUCAGUACAACGGAUGGAAUGGCUUUGGAGGUGUUUGUUGUAGAAGGUUGGCCGGGCGAUGAGGCUGAAGAACUCAGGAAGGCAAUUUUGGAUGCCCUUGAUGAAAAGAUGGGAAGGAGAAGUGAUAGAAAUAGAAGCGAGUUACGAGCAGCUGCUGAAGCUAUACAGUAUGAAGAUUGGGCUAUCGAUUAUAAUAUGCUCCACAUCGGCGAGAGACUUGGAACAGGUUCGACAGGCCAGUUGUUCAAGGGGAAGUACUUGUCGCAAGAUGUAGCAAUUAAGAUCAUUGAGGUAGAUGAAUGUAACGGCAGUGGCACGGAUGGAGACACGCACCAGUCUCGCCAAGCUGCUGAGCGCUUGCAGAUUUAUAAGCAGGAAAUAUCAAUCAUGAGAUUGGUCAGACAUAAGAAUGUGGUGCAGUUCAUAGGAGCUUGCUCAAAGUGGCCUCAGCUGUGUAUUGUUACCGAACUGAUGGCUGGCGGCAGUGUCCGGGACGUGCUGGAAUCAAGGAGGUCAGGCUUAGACUUUGCAACAGCCAUUAAGGUCUUACGUGAUGCUGCAAGGGGAAUGGAUUUUCUACACAGGCGAGGAGUCGUUCAUCGGGACCUCAAAGCUGCGAAUCUUCUUAUCGAUGAAUAUGAUGUUGUUAAAGUCUGCGACUUUGGAGUUGCUCGAUUGAAGCCCCCGUCACUAAAUACUGCUGAAAAUGCUGAGAAGUUUUCGGCUGAGAUGACUGCGGAAACGGGGACGUAUCGGUGGAUGGCUCCUGAGGUCCUGGAGCAUAAGCCCUACAACCACAAAGCAGAUGUUUAUUCUUACGGCAUCACAAUGUGGGAGGUUUUGACAGGAGGAGUUCCCUAUUCAGGACUCACCCCACUACAAGCUGCAAUUGGAGUUGUCCAGAGGUGUCUCCGUCCAGAAGUGCCGCCUUACACUCCAUCUGCUCUGGCAACUUUGAUGCAACAAUGUUGGCACGCAGAUCCAAGGAUAAGGCCGGAAUUUAGUGAGGUGCUUGAUAGUCUGGAAAGCUUGGUCACACUAAUCCCAUCAUACAGAGGAAUUGCCUCGAGGAGAUCAUCUUGCCGCUACUGAUGGAUAUGUCCAAGGAUGAGACUUUAGUGUGGACACUUCAACGUCCUAUGAUGCCACACAUGUUCAACAUGUGCUGCUUGCUAAAUUGUAGAUGGAAAUAUAAUUCUGUGGUGGUUACUAAGGCUGUGACGUGGCGGUGACGCUUUUUGCUACUUUUUACUUACUUACGAAUAAUAGAGGUAGAAGGUUCAAUGCAGUUCUUAGAUUCCCUCUUGUAUAGAGACAGCUAGAUUUGUAAAGUAACAUCCUGAAAUUACUAAUUUGGUCGAAAUCAUAAUGUAUCUGAAUAUGGAUAUGCUUUCAAUCAGUACAAGGUAUUACAAAUGAGGACUCAUUGUUAUAGUUAGAACUGGAUUCCACUUCAGAGCUUCCGAAAUGAUGGUAUUUGGUAAUAUACUUCAUAACAUGUGAGUUAUGCAUA